Messenger RNA from Neogale vison (American mink), 5637 nucleotides. It is a transcript of the gene POGK, whose product is annotated as pogo transposable element derived with KRAB domain. Gene Ontology annotation, biological process: regulation of DNA-templated transcription. Gene Ontology annotation, cellular component: nucleus. The transcript is spliced from 5 exons. Bases 129 to 1958 code for a protein of 609 amino acids. Lineage: Eukaryota; Metazoa; Chordata; Mammalia; Carnivora; Mustelidae. Gene Ontology annotation, molecular function: DNA binding. The record is from RefSeq and is a predicted model, not a curated record.
CCGCUCCCUCCCGAGGGGGCCGCUCGCACGGGAAGCCGGAGAGGCGGCGGGGAUGGCGCUGUGACAGCGGGGCCGGAGCCCUCGGCGUCUCCCCGCGCGGCCGCGGCCCCGCGCCCCGGCCGCCCGAGAUGGAGUCCACAGCCUACACUCUCAAUCUGACCCUAAAAGAAGAAGAAGAGGAAGAAGAGAUUCAAAGCCGGGAACUGGAGGAUGGCCCCACAGAUAUGCAGAAAGUCCGGAUCUGCUCCGAGGGUGGAUGGGUGCCCGCCCUAUUCGAUGAGGUGGCCAUAUAUUUUUCCGAUGAGGAGUGGGAAGUUUUGACCGAGCAACAGAAGGCCCUCUACCGGGAAGUCAUGAGGAUGAAUUAUGAAACUGUCCUGUCCCUGGAAUUCCCAUUCCCUAAGCCAGACAUGAUCACUCGGUUGGAAGGGGACGAGGAGUCUCAGAAUUCUGAUGAGUGGCAGCUCCAAGGAGGACCUUUGGCAGAACCCGAGGAGUCGGAGGUCAAGGCCGCGGACUGGGCAGGUCCCGUGAGCGCCGCCGCGCAGUUUCACCAGCCCCAGCCCCUGGACGGGCUGGGCCUGCGGCUGCCCCGCGACCUCACGGAGCCGCCCGAGUGGAGCGAGGGCUACCCCUUCUACAUGGCCCUGGGCUUCCCGGGCUGCGAGCUCUCGGCGGACGACCUCGCUGGCAAGUUCCAGUUCAGCCGGGGCAUGCGGCGCAGCUACGACGCGGGCUUCAAGCUCAUGGUGGUGGAGUUCGCCGAGAGCACCAACAACUGCCAGGCCGCCAAGCAGUUCGGGGUGCUGGAGAAGAACGUCCGCGACUGGCGCAAGGUGAAGCCGCAGCUGCAGAACGCGCACGCCAUGCGCCGCGCCUUCCGCGGCCCCAAGAACGGCCGCUUCGCCCUGGUGGACCAGCGAGUGGCCGAGUACGUCAGGUACAUGCAGGCCAAGGGCGACCCCAUCACCCGCGAGGCGAUGCAGCUGAAGGCCCUGGAGAUCGCGCAGGAGAUGAACAUUCCGGAGAAGGGCUUCAAGGCCAGCCUGGGCUGGUGCCGGCGCAUGAUGCGGCGGUACGACCUGUCCCUGCGGCACAAGGUGCCGGUGCCGCAGCAGCUGCCCGAGGACCUGACGGAGAAGCUCGUCACCUACCAGCGGAGCGUGCUGGCGCUGCGCAGGGCGCAUGACUACCAGGUGGCCCAGAUGGGCAACGCCGACGAGACGCCCAUCUGCCUCGAGGUGCCGUCGCGCGUCACGGUGGACAACCAGGGCGAGAAGCCGGUGUUGGUCAAGACUCCCGGCAGGGAGAAGCUCAAGAUCACGGCCAUGCUGGGGGUCUUGGCGGACGGGCGGAAGCUGCCGCCCUACAUCAUCCUGCGGGGCACGUACAUCCCGCCCGGCAAGUUCCCGAGCGGGAUGGAAAUCCGCUGCCACCGCUACGGCUGGAUGACGGAGGACCUGAUGCAGGACUGGCUGGAGGUGGUGUGGCGGCGGCGGACGGGCGCGGCGCCCAAGCAGCGCGGGAUGCUCAUCGUCAACGGCUUCCGCGGCCACGCCACCGACUCGGUCAAGAGCUCCAUGGAGAGCAUGAACACCGACAUGGUGAUCAUCCCCGGCGGCCUGACCUCGCAGCUGCAGGUGCUGGACGUGGUGGUCUACAAGCCGCUCAAUGACAGCGUCCGGGCCCAGUACUCCAACUGGCUGCUGGCCGGCAACCUGGCGCUCAGCCCCACGGGCAACGCCAAGAAGCCGCCCCUGGGUCUCUUCCUGGAGUGGGUCAUGGUCGCCUGGAACAGCAUCUCCAGUGAGUCCAUCGUCCAGGGCUUCAGGAAGUGCCACAUCUCCAGCAACUUGGAAGACGAAGACGACGUCCUGUGGGAGAUCGAGAGCGAGCUUCCAGGAGGCGGGGAGGCGCCCAAGGAAUGCGAGGCGGAGGCGGCAGCGGAGGGCAACUGACCUGAGGGGAGAGCCCAGGUAAUGGGGGGCCCCAAGGACGCACGUGGCGGCUCCAGUGACAGCCCUCUUCGGGUUCCCCAGACACCCCUCUUCUUGCCGCUACUGGCUCCUGUACCAAGAGCUCUCUAGCCUGGGGUCAGGGCGCCACCGACUCCCGGCCAUCGGCUUCUCCCUGACAUCAGCCUGCGGUUGCCUGGCUCAUCUGUGGGUGUUGGACGGGGGAGCGCUUGUACCAUACCUAAAAUGAACAGAGUCAGCUACCAGAAUAUUUCCUCUGAGCGCCGUCAUGCUCAAAUUAUUUGGGCCUGAAAGGAUAUAGUCUGACAUUGCUCAUUUAAACAAAAAGUUUUGUCCUGAAGCCAACUUUCUUCUUUCCCUUAUAAAUCAUGUUGAGCAUUUAGGGCCGGGUUAUGUUAUCUGAUGCCCUUGGGGCGACUGUGCGCCCUUUCUGGGGCCUGUAGGGCCAUCAUGGGGGAGAGCAUGGCGCUGUGGGCCUCGGCUCUCCGUCCUGGAGUGGUCCGCAGAAGCCCACUGGGACGUGAGAACGGUAGCUUAGGCUUGCUUUUCCGUAGGAAUUCAGAGGUGUUUUCGAACGUCAUCUUAGUCUCCUAGUGACCUUCACAUGGAUGGAGGGAGCAGUUGCAGUAAUUUCUUGUAGUCCACUGACGUCUGAAGGGAGAGAUUUCUAAAUUGAAUCUUUGCACCAAAAAAAGAAAACAGGGCACAUAUCUAGGACUACAGUGAAUAAAGUCCAAGGACUAGGACAAUAGGCCUGGAAUUUUCAGAGUUGAAUAUAGAAGGGGAGCAGCUUUAAGAGGAAGUGGGGGGUGGGACUGACAGACGACACCGGUGACGCUUCACCAAAGUGAACAAGAGGAGGGGAGCCUCCACCCCCUCCCUGCCACAUACACAGCUCGAGGUGAGAGAACAGCCCACCAGGUACAGAUUCAUUUUACCCUCUUGCUCUCGUUUGCCUAAUGGUCAGUUCAUUUGUUUCCAGAGACACAGUUCAAUAUGAAAGACCAUUCCUCCUUUCACAGAGGACCUAAAACUAUUUUGAGGCUCUUCGUCCUUCUGUAGCGUAACUACAUGGUUCGCUCCUCCUUGCUUUUUUCUCGAAGCAAAUGCUGACAAGUCUUUCAUCCUGCUCCUUGCUGUAUUAACUCCAGGAGAGGCUUCCAUCUCCGCCCCUGCCCCCAAACCCAAGUGUACUCAUGCUGCUGGACUCCAGGGCGGUUCUGAGACCCUCGGUGACCGUGGAGCCCAGGAGGGGUUCUUACUGUGACAUUCAAAUCUCCGAAACUGCUUUCUCCACCUUGUGUCCCCUUCCCUUUCCGUCCACAAACUUUGCCUCCCUUUUCUGCUAACCACUAUACAAAUCAAACUUUGGCGUAUGGUUUUUCAUUCUUUUCUCAUCUUAGCUUUUUUUCCCCUUUUAUGCAUUUUUUAAAUUUCCUAAGCUCUUGCUACCAGAAGAGGAAAGGGAGGAGACAGGGCUAGGCUGCAGCUGGGAAGGUAGGCGUGUACGCCUGGUAUCAUUCGUGACUUCUUGCCCAGCGUGACCGCCAGCCAGCCCUCUGUACGGUGUCUGCCGUCUGGGGAACGGAAGACGUGAUGCAAGUAGCUAGGGAUUGUCAGUAAACAGGAGAUUUAGGAGGGGACAGAUGGGCAUAAAAUUGCCCUUUCCUCAUCUGUUUGGAAAUCUGACUAAUGGAAUAAUUAUGUUCGUUAAAAUGUAUACGAUUUCUAAAAUCCAAGGGUUAUUUCACACUGAGGUUCUGUUUUCCAGCAAAUGGAACUAUUUGAAACAGGUGAGGAGGAGAAUCCUCGAGAAGAUUCCUCAGUGUGGAUGCACCGGGUGCAGCAAAAGGCCACAGGGCUCUGGACAGCAGCCUGUGUACCCUAUCCCGUGACAUAGCCCAGCCCCGCUCCCCAUCCACAAAGUGUCAGAAAAGGUGUCUGAGACCCUUGAUUUCAGCAGAGACGAUGAUUAGGGAAGAAAUGGCUUCUGUCCCUUUUUUUUUUUUUUUUAAAGAGACUAAUCCAUGUGUCCAUCAAAAAAACAAAAAACGAAACCAAACCUGUAAAUAUGAAGGAACAAAGGUAUUUCAUGGAGAAGAGACCAUUUAUUCAACACCACCGAGAGACUCAGGUGGGCCCAACUCUGCUGGUGUCUGUCCUUUCUGUGGAGCAAACCUCAAGUCAGUGUUUUCUUUUGCCUUUAAAAAUGCUUCCAAGAGAGAACCUGUAUCCACACAGGUCAAGACUGCAGAGAAGGUUUUGUGGAAAUGAGUCCUUAUGUAUACCUGCCACUCACAGAUUUCCUCUUUUGGAAAAAGGAGAUACUAAUGAUAACAAAAUCCAGAUACGCUGGCCUGGUGCCAGCAGAUGGCUUUUCUACAGACAAACUAGGUUCCAGGAAGAUACAGGUUAGAAUAAACUGUGCUGUUUUAGUUAUCUUCCCAAUCUGAUUGGCAGCUAGAAUUUUUUAGGAUCUUCUUUAAUGGCCCCACUGUGUUGUUAGCCUUAAUGAUAGGGCAGCACGUGGUACACAAGCUCUUCUGUUUCUCGGCUGCCUGAAGACAAAGUCACCGUAAAUUAUCUGCUGUCUACAUGGUACAAGGCUCCUUGACUCAUCUGAUACUUGUUUUGUUGACUUCUUUAAUAUUUUUAUCACGGGGGUAUGAGAGGACAUGGGCCUUUAGCCACAGCUGUUUCAAGACUUCUAAUCUCCUUCUAUCCCGCAGGAAUAGAUGGGAGGUCUUUGAAUUUUUACAUUAUUACAGUAAUUUGCAUUCCCACGUACGUUGUUACAAAAACAUUCCUUCCAAGCUCUCUGUGCUACAGAAAACAUGCCAGGACCUUAUAGACAAAGCCAUUGCUAGCAAUGUCAUUCCAAUGUCAGCUCUGAAUAAUAGACUACCAUAACCACUUUUCCUCCCUGUAGACUCAGCUCAUUUAUCUAUUAUACUGUUCUGGGCAUCUUGAAACACCUAUUUCUACUCAGGUACUCAUUUUCCUAUUAGCGAUUCGCCUUUCUCCUAUUUUUAAAACCAGUUUUCCUCCAAGGUCACGGGGGGAUAUUUCACUUAGUUUCUGGUAACUGAAUAACUUUCGGUAUGUGAAUUGUUUCUCCCCAUUUGCUUUCACCUGUACUGAAUUCCUUGUUAUCUUCAAUGGCAUCCAGAUCCAGCUACUUAUCAUUCCAGAAGUUUCCAUCCCCUCCACUUCGACUUAAUUUAUCCACUACUCUCCUGGUUCCUGGCCCUUCCUCUUUAUGUUCUGUUUUACUUGUUUCAGGAGUUUAAAUGAUUUUGUAAGACCUAAUUUUGGGUUCCUGCUUUGGAGCCAUAGUUUUCUUACAGAGAAGAGCAGAAAAUGGGUUCAACGCCUAUUUCAUUCCACCAACACCUUCUUGAGUCUCGUCAUCAGCUGAUAGAUGAUGCCUUACAGGUUGCAUAGCACUGGAACUUUCCUAGAGUAAUGGCUCUACUGUCAGGGUUUUUCUGGGCUCAUUCUUCCACUGACUUAAUUAUGAUCUAUGCUUAACAGAGUCCCAGUACAACUAUUUUGCAGAACGGCUAUUACCCUAGAACUACUAUAGCACAUAUUGAGACAUAGAUGUACUCCCCAGUAGGUAGAAAUUGACCCCGACAAUAAACUUUGAUAAUAAAGACAA